AUGGUUUCAUAUGAAUCACAGAAGACGUGGAGAUUUGAGAAAGACCUGAGUCAAAGGAUUUACAAGAAGGUGGUGGCAUUUCAAGUUCAAAAUUUCUCGGAGUUGAUGGAUAAAACAACAGAAUUGGAGACAAGUCUACAGAGGGGUGCAGGGAUACUGAAUCAGAGGAAGAAGCCCAUGCCUCUUGGUUUUCACGCUAGUACUAGUCAAGGUCCAUUAAGGAGAAAUAGUAACAAUGUGGACCAGAGAAAAGAAUUGGGGAAUAAAGCUCAUCAGGAUCCUUUGACAAGGUUGACAAGAAAGAAUGUGAAGUAUGAGUGGUCAGAUGAUCGUGAGCAAAGCUUCCAAGAAUUGAAACAACGACUUGUCACUGCUCCGAUCCUGACCAUUCCAUCAGGAGUAGGUGGUUUUAUAAUUUAUAAUGAUGCAUCUUGGAAAGGGCUUGGGUGCGUAUUGAGGCAACGAAGGAAGGUCAUUGCAUAUGCUUCUCGGAAACUCAAGGGGUACAAGAAGAAUUAUUCUACGCAAGAUUUUGAAUUGACGGCAGUGGUAUUUGCGUUGAAAAUCUAA
Molecule: messenger RNA, 570 nt
Organism: Malania oleifera
Lineage: Eukaryota; Viridiplantae; Streptophyta; Magnoliopsida; Santalales; Ximeniaceae
Exons: 2
Coding region: 1-570 (189 amino acids)
Source: RefSeq, a predicted model, not a curated record